Molecule: messenger RNA, 699 nt
Organism: Oppiella nova
Lineage: Eukaryota; Metazoa; Arthropoda; Arachnida; Sarcoptiformes; Oppiidae
Source: the annotation of a GenBank genome assembly
AUGUCCGCCACAACCCCGACACUCGCCUAUUGGGAUAUCAGAGGUUUCGGACAACCCAUACGUUAUCUCCUAAAGUAUGCCGGAGUAGACUUCAAUGAUAAACGAUAUGUGUAUAGCAAUGAGAAGGAAUGGCAGUCAGAUAAGCCUAACUUAGGCCUGGAUUUCCCAAACCUUCCCUAUUAUAUCGAUGGAGACAUCAAACUGACACAAACUCUGGCGAUAUUGAGAUAUUUGGGUCGAAAGCACCGAUUGGUAGCCACCGAUGACCAGACACUCGCCCGACAAGACAUGGCUGAGCAACAGAUCCUAGACGUGAUGAAUGGCUUAUACCAUAUCAUAAUGAAUCCUGAUUAUGAGACAAAAAAGGCUGACUAUUUCACGGGUACUCUGGAACCACAGUUGGAUUUGUUGGUGAAGUUUAUGGGGGAUAAGGAAUGGCUGAGCGGACAGUUGUCUUACGUGGACUUCAUGGCCUACGAGAUACUGGACUGCGGACAGUUGUCUUACGUGGACUUCAUGGCCUACGAGAUACUGGACUGGUUUAGACUGUUCUCAUCGGACACUAUCGCCAAAUACCCGGCGAUCACCCGAUAUAUGGCUCGUUUCGAAGCACUUCCAGCCAUCAAAUCCUACCGGAGUUCCCCUCAAUACAAAUCGUGGCCAUUGUUUAGCCCAUGGGCUCAAUGGGGCGCCAAAUAA